Molecule: messenger RNA, 2082 nt
Organism: Sparassis crispa
Lineage: Eukaryota; Fungi; Basidiomycota; Agaricomycetes; Polyporales; Sparassidaceae
Exons: 7
Coding region: 1-2082 (693 amino acids)
Molecular function (GO): ATP-dependent chromatin remodeler activity; ATP binding
Source: RefSeq, a predicted model, not a curated record
AUGUGCUCAAACGAGCAGCUCGAUGGGAACUUCGAUGCACGACUGUCCCUCAUAGCUGUGCUCACCAAUCUCAUCCCCCAAUGGGAGGCCGAGAUCAAGUGGUAUCUGCUGAAGCAUGACUUCGACGUUGUGCUGUACCUAAACAAGCUCAAGUCGCGGGAGAACUGGUGGCAGGAAGUGUACACGAAGUCGCUGCACGAUCCCAGCCACAGAAUUCUGCUGGCGUCGGUUAUGGUGCUGCAGGACGAUGCCAAGGUGACUCUGACGAUCAAUACACCGCAGUGGGAUGUGCUGGUGCAGCACUUCAGCUUCGCCACCCACGGUGCCUUGACCUUGCUCGCGAUGAAAUGGGGAGUUUUCAUCCUCGACGAAGGGCACGAAAUCCAGACGCUCAACUGGACCUACAUCGCGGCACGGUUCCUGAUGGAGAUUUGUGCGAUGAGGAUCGUGCUGAUGGCGACUCCGAUUAUGAUGCACCCGACGGACCUGUGGAACAUGGGCCGUCUCUUGAAGCUUGUGGCCUUCGCAAUCGAGAACGAUGACAACACGUUGCUGAUGGAGCAAGAGAUUCGGGCAGCGGCACGAUGGGAUCGCAAAGUGCUGAAGGUGUCGGGGGAAGAUACCCACAUCCUCAACAUCGUCCAUGGCAAGGGGAAGGCGGCCGCGAUGAUCAACAACAGCGAAAAAUGGGAGAAGGUUGUCCAGUGGAUCGAGGUGAUCCGCCAUGGCUUCCAGGGCGCCGUCAUCUGCCGGACGCAGGCGUCGGUCGACAAUGAGGGGCAACCCAUUUCCGGGCUGCCCCCGUAUAUCCAUCUCCCUCUUGUCGUUGAUCUGCACCAGUACGAGCUGGACAACCUCGACGAUAUCGCGAAGCAGAUGAUCGAGGAUGGGGUGGUGGUGAAGCAGGCGAAGUACACGUUGGGGAAGUUGUUCUACCUCAACAUCCGCCGUGCGCUCACCCAUCCGGGGUGCAACCACGAGUUCGAGUACGAACUCCCCAAGACCUUGGAGGACUGGCGCAACAAGCCCUCCAAAAAGCUGGAGAUGUUGGUUGAGGUCCUGCAGCACCAUCUCGAGACCGACGGCGCUGCACCGCUGGCGGUCACUGGCCCUGGGCUUGAGAACCACCCCGACUACGUGGAGUUUCAUCCGGUCGCCGGGAGCCCCGACAAGAUUGUCGUAUACAUCAACUUCCCCAGCCACUUGCUGUUGAUUGGGGCGGUGUUGGACCUCUAUGGCAUCAAGUAUGUCAUGUACGAUGGUGACAUCACUCUCAUGCAGAGGCAAGUCAGCCUGAAGGAGUUCAAGGCAGCGGAUCGAGACAGACCGCGCGUCAUGAUCAUGUCGGGUGUUGGGCUGGCAGGCAUGAACAUCGUGUGCGCCAACCAUCUGAUUGUCGUGGAUACUCUGUGGUCGGCACAGGAGGACGAGCAGCUUAUCGGUAGGGUUCAUCGGCCCCCGCAGGCAAAGCCGGUCCUCGUCUACAGGAUUAUUGCGGUGAAGAUGCCAGACGUCUUCCUGAACAACAUCGCAUUCAACAAGGCGGUGAUGCACCAAGGCUUCAUCAGGGUGAGUACGGUGAUCAAAAAGGUCUUUGCUGUGGGCAGCGACGAUGACGCCGGGUCCGGAGAUGAUGACUCUGGGUCCGGAGACAAUGACUCCGAUGAGGACACCGAGGAUCCGUCGGAACCCGACGAGGAUGGCUCAUCGAAGGCACCCAAGCCGAAGCCCAAGGCACCCAAGCCGAAGCCCAAGGCACCCAAGCCGAAGCCCAAGGCACCCAAGCCGAAGCCCAAGGCACCCAAGCCGAAGCCCAAGGCACCCAAGCCGAAGCCCAAGGCACCCAAGCCGAAGCCCAAGGCACCCAAGCCGAAGCCCAAGGCACCCAAGCCGAAGCCCAAGGCACCCAAGCCGAAGCCCAAGGCACCCAAGCCGAAGCCCAAGGUGCAGCCGAAGCCCAGGGUGCAGCCGAAGCCCAGGGCGCCGCUGAAGACCAAGGUGCUGAAGACUAAGCCCAAGCCUCAGCAAAAGCAGGCGAACGUCCACAACUCUGACAUGGAGGUGCUGGAGGAUCUGCCCUAA